AGGCCGACGGCGCUGUUUCCGGAAGUGCUGCAGCGACCCUUCAAACGGCCGCUGGAGCGCAGAGACGCGGUGAAAUGGCCGACGGUGUGGAUCACAUCGACAUCUACGCAGAUGUCGGCGAGGAGUUUAAUCAGGAGACUGAGUACAGUGGACAUGAUCAGAUAGAUUUAUACGACGAUGUCAUAUCGCCAUCUGCCAAUAAUGGAGAUGCACCAGAGGAUCGUGAUUACAUGGAUAGCAUACCACAGUCUGUUUCAGAGGAUGGUGGCAAAACGCCUAACUCAUUGGGUCCAAAUAUUGUUUAUACUUACACAGGCAAGAGAAUAGCUUUGUAUAUUGGAAACCUGACUUGGUGGACCACAGAUGAGGAUUUGACUGAAGCUCUGCAUUCGAUGGGCAUUACUGAUGUCUUGGAGAUAAAGUUUUUUGAGAACCGAGCUAAUGGACAGUCUAAAGGGUUUGCACUUAUUUGUGUGGGAUCUGAAAGUUCAUCCAAAAAACUGAUGGAUAUGCUUCCUAAACGAGAUAUGCACGGACAGAAUCCCAUUGUCACACCCUGCAAUAAGCAGUCACUGAGUCAAUUUGAAAUGCAGUCUCGGAAAUCUACUCAGUCUGGUCAAAUGUCUGGUGAAGGCAAGGCUGGGCCUCCAGGAGCCAACAGUCGCUUAGCAUUUUCCCAAGGUGGAAGGGGACGUGGUCGCUUCCCACCAUCUGGCCCCGGUGGGGACAGAUUCCCAGGACCUUCUGGACCAGGAGGGCCGCCUCCUUUUCCCGGUGAAUAUCAAAGGCAAGGUCCACCACGGCCACCUCCGGGUCCUCCUGGUCCGCCGGGCCCCCCAGGUCCACCUCCACCUGGGCAAGGUCUUCCUCCUCCAAUGGGUGGGCCACCAAAUCGUGGUGACCGUCCUCCUCCUCCAGUUCUGUUUCCAGGGCAACCAUUUGGGCAACCACCAAUGGGACCACUGCCUCCUGGUCCUCCCCCACCUGUUCCAGGCUAUGGUCCUCCUCCUGGCCCCCCUCCUCCUCAACAAGGACCCCCACCCCCACCUGGUCCUUUCCCCCCACGUCCUCCAGGUCCGCUUGGCCCUCCUAUUAAUAUUGCUCCACCUCCACACCUUCCUGGGCCCCCUCCAGGUGCACCACCUCCAGCCCCUCAUGUAAAUCCUGCUUUCUUCCCACCACCAGCAAAUAAUGUAAUUCCUUCAUCUGACAGUCGUGGACCUCCUCCAUCAGAUCCAUAUGGACGCCCCCCACCAUAUGACCGGGGUGACUACGGACCUGCUGGCAGAGACAUGGAUUCUUCAAGGACUCCACUCAGUGAAGCAGAAUUUGAGGAAAUCAUGAAUCGAAACAGAGCAAUUUCCAGCAGUGCAAUAUCAAGGGCUGUGUCGGAUGCUAGUGCUGGUGACUAUGGAAGUGCUAUUGAAACUCUGGUUACUGCUAUUUCUUUGAUUAAACAGUCUAAAGUAUCUGCUGAUGACCGAUGCAAAGUUCUCAUAAGUUCACUACAAGAUUGUCUUCAUGGGAUAGAGUCAAAAUCCUAUGGCUCUGGGUCAAGAAAACGUGAACGUUCACGAGAGAGGGACCACAGCAGAUCAAGAGAGAAAAGCAGGCGCCACAAAGAACGCUCACGAAGUCGUGAUCGGCAUGAUGACUAUUAUCGUGAACGAAGUAGGGAGCGAGAAAGGCAUCGUGACCGUGAACGAGAUAGAGACAGAGAGCGGGACAGAGAACGGGAGUAUCGUCAUCGUUAAAAAAAAAGCUGUCUGAAGAGAAACGUCUCCAGAUAAAAGAAACAACAAAGCUCUUCACAGAAAAGACUGCCCUUUAUCCAUCUGUUGGAAUUUCAUGGUUGAACAGGAAUUCUCAGGCUACGUGGUUAAAUGGAGCAACAGUAACGAAUAAAGCAAAUCCACUGUAAUGGUAACUGAUUGCUCUAUAUUUUUUUUAUGUUGCUUGAUUAACCAUUUUAUUUGGACACAACCUGUGUGACUUAAAAGUUACUAAAAAGCUUUGGCAACUCUUCGUAUUCUAAGCGUUAGACGUACAUGACGUGUAAACAAUUAAAAGUCGUUAGCUUUACUGUUUUUAUAGUUCUUUCAUCUUGUUUCCAAAAUUGUUACAAAAAUGUUAAUGUUCAAAUAAUGACUGUAAGCAGCUCAGUUUCAGUUUAUCAAAAUAGAUGUACUAUUAGUGUUGUAAUAAACUGUUAAAUGGAGCCUAUGGUUGUGUAAAUUAUGCAAGUUCUCAUUCUGUUUCUUGAUGUUGAAUCAUUUUGGCUGUAUGUUGUGAUAUAUUAACUUGAUAAAUUCCAACAUGUAUAAUUUUCCCAUACAUUUGGACCUUUUAGUUAAUCUCCCAUUAUAGAUUUAAUAUAGAAGCAUCUUAAUGUUUUUUUUAAAAUCCAGAUGUGGUUGAUUUAGGAUAUUUUUAACAUGCGUUCACUUCACGUUGGACAUAAAAAUCUCAGCAAUAUAAUCUGUGACAACACUACUUUUUGUAGAAGAACUUUUCUGUUUUGUAUGCCAAAACAUGGUAUUUUGGACUUGAAAUUUUAAUUUUAGUGGAAGGACUUGUCCUGUUUUAUGUUUUUAUAUGCCUCUGUUACCUCAUUUGAGGAGAGGAAUGGUUGUAUUUUAAUGCAGACUAUUUAUUUGGGACUGCCAAAUACUUAGAUUUUUAACUAAUUGAACACAGUACAAGACAAUCUGAAUACAGUUAGCAUAUAGAAG
Pristis pectinata (smalltooth sawfish) is the source of this 2732-nucleotide messenger RNA. It is a transcript of the gene cpsf6, whose product is annotated as cleavage and polyadenylation specific factor 6. Gene Ontology annotation, biological process: mRNA alternative polyadenylation. Gene Ontology annotation, molecular function: mRNA binding. The record is from RefSeq and is a predicted model, not a curated record. Gene Ontology annotation, cellular component: mRNA cleavage and polyadenylation specificity factor complex. Bases 75 to 1754 code for a protein of 559 amino acids. Lineage: Eukaryota; Metazoa; Chordata; Chondrichthyes; Rhinopristiformes; Pristidae. The transcript is spliced from 10 exons.